CCCGGACCCCGGCGCUUCGUUUCCGUCCGAUUGAUUUCUCCCCCAUCCCAAAUCCCAGCCCUACCCGACACGUUCCGAGACGAGAGAUCCUUCCAUACCGAGGCGGGCGCGCGGCAGACUGUAGGGUGCCCUAGCAAGGAUCUCGCCGGCCCCCCAGCCAUGGCCGAGGCCGCCGACGCGUCGCCUCCUCCUCCCACCGUCGGCCGCGGAGACCGCAAGCGGGGCCGAGCCUCGCCAGUGCUCCCGCCGCCGCCGCCCGGGCCCCCGCCACCCGGCCCGCACAAGAAGCGUAGGGAGGAGGGCGGUGGCGGCUUCGACCGGCGCCGGCUCGGCCCAGUCGGCGGCGGAGGGCACGAACAGGACGACAGGAGGUUUUAAUUCUACACAUGGGUUUUCUGUUUCAAUUUUGGAACUCUAGGCAGUGCUAUAACUAUGAGCAGAAAGGAUGGAGAUUCUGUGACGAGUUUUCUUAAAACAGUCCCCAAUUUUUCUUGCACAUCUUUUGAGCACUGUGUCAGUUUUUUGAAGUUUCUGUGAUUUGUUUCCUAGGUAUGGAAAUGGUCUUGGUGGUGUAGGAGGAAGAGGUGGUGAUGGUCAAUAUACGAAUCGUGCACCAGAUUGGUCGGAUUCUGGACGUGGUGGAUGGAAUGAGGGUCCUGGGAACAGUCGUAGGGAAGGAUUGAUGUCAUACAAGCAAUUCAUUCAGGAACUUGAAGAUGACGUUUCACCAGUUGAAGCUCAAAGCAGAUACGAGGGGUACAAGUCAGAAUACAUCACAACUCAGAAGAAAGCAUACUUUGACCUCCAUAAGAAUGAAGAUUGGUUAAGAAAUAAGUACCAUCCUACAAACCUUGAAAAUGUCAUUGAAAGAAGGAAUGAACUGGCAAGAACUACUGCAAAUGAUUUCUUCCUAAAAUUGCAAAGUGGAGAUCUGGACAUCGGUCCAGGUUUGACGGGUUCGGCAGUGAGCAAAUCAGGAAAUAAUAGCAGUAAAAAUCUAGAUGCUGUGGAAGGGGAUGGUAAAAAGGGAAAACAUGGAAAGGGUUCUGAUGAUUCAUAUUAUGCUGCUUCCAAGGCUCACCCAGUUAGUUCCGAGGUUCGUCGAAUUCGAAUUGACAUUGAGCAAGCUCAAGUUCUCAUUCGUAAACUUGAUUCUGAGAAGGGUAUUGAAAACAACGUUCUCUCAAGUAGUGACCAUGAAAAGUCAGACAGGGAUAAGUCACAUGGUUCAGUGGGGCCAAUUGUUAUAAUACAAGGAUCAUCUACUGUGAAGGGUCUUGAGGGUGCUGAGUUGCUGGACACUCUUGUUACUUAUUUAUGGCGUAUCCAUGGUGUGGAUUAUUAUGGUAUGUCUGAGACAAAUGAACCUAAAGGCCUAAGGCAUGUGAAAGCUGAUGCAAGGACAUAUAAUGGGGCUAGCUCAAAUGGUGCUGAAUGGGAGAAUAAACUUGAUUCAUUCUGGCAAGACAGAAUUCAAGGUCAGGAUCCAUUAGAAAUGUUGAAAGGAAAGGAGAAGAUUGAUGGAGCUGCUACUGAAGUCUUGGAUCCAUAUGUGAGGAAAAUAAGGGAUGAGAAAUAUGGGUGGAAAUAUGGAUGUGGAGCCAAGGGCUGCACGAAACUUUUCCAUGCCGCUGAGUUUGUCCAGAAGCAUCUUAAACUGAAGCAUGCAGACUUGGUGGUUGAUCUAACUUCAAAAGUGAGAGAGGAUAUUUACUUUGAGAACUAUAUGAAUGACCCAAAGGCGCCUGGUGGUACACCUAUCAUGCAGCAACCUGCUCCAAGGGGAAAAGGCAGACAAAGGCCACCAAUAGAGAGUCGGCUGAGGGAUGAGCGUGGGAAUCAUAGGUUCGACAGGAAUGUUGAUUCACCAAAACGUGAUGGGUCUGGUGAAAAUCCCGAUGAUCCUAUUUAUGAUUCGUUUGGUGAUCCAGCUAUGCAUGGUGCCUUCCCUCCAGAUAUCCCUGCUCCCCCGGUUCUAAUGCCUGUGCCUGGUGCUGGUCCGCUCGGACCGUUUAUUCCCGCACCACCCGAAGUUGCCAUGCAUAUGUUGAGAGAUCAGGGUGCGCCGCCACCUAUUGAGCCAACCGGAGGUCCACAUCCUAGGAAAGCAGGGACGGGUGGUGGUCCUUCAAUGCGUGGCCCAUCCCCAAUCUUUGGCGCUCCUUCCCCUCAUCAUAUGCAUGAUCCUCGCAGAAUACGAAGCUACCAAGACCUCGAUGCUCCGGAGGACGAAGUGACUGUCAUGGACUACCGAAGCUUGUAGACUUCCUCCAGUUCUUGUGCAUCCAGAUACCUUUGUAGUCAACAUUUUUAGCGCGAGAGAAAAACACCUUGCUCUUUCUAGAAUCGCCGCGGAGGAAACCCCGGCAGGCUUUUUGUGUCGCGACCACUGAGAUGUCAGCUUCUCAGUGUUUUGUAAAACGAAACACAGGAAGUACAUUACAACUUCUCCCCAUUAAACAAGGUGAAAGAUUUCCAUCAGUGUUUUGUUUUUUUGGUCAGCCCAGCAUUGAUGUACAUGUACGUACCUUGGCAAAUAGGGCGGGGGUUCGUUUGUCGCUG
Zea mays is the source of this 2562-nucleotide messenger RNA. Its product is annotated as serrate RNA effector molecule. Bases 683 to 2263 code for a protein of 526 amino acids. Gene Ontology annotation, cellular component: nuclear body. The record is from RefSeq and is a predicted model, not a curated record. Lineage: Eukaryota; Viridiplantae; Streptophyta; Magnoliopsida; Poales; Poaceae. Gene Ontology annotation, biological process: primary miRNA processing; mRNA processing. The transcript has 12 exons.